Molecule: messenger RNA, 546 nt
Organism: Melampsora larici-populina 98AG31
Lineage: Eukaryota; Fungi; Basidiomycota; Pucciniomycetes; Pucciniales; Melampsoraceae
Exons: 3
Biological process (GO): mitotic spindle organization
Cellular component (GO): dynactin complex
Molecular function (GO): dynein complex binding
Source: RefSeq, a predicted model, not a curated record
GCUGUAGUAGCUCAAGAUGUUGAUCUGGUCGGUGAUCUCACUUUCGGUCCUAAUUGUAUGAUCCAUCCUUCUUGUACGAUUGUUGGAUUUGGACCUAUUAUUUUUGGAUCAGGUUGUAUAGUAGAAGAACAAUCAGUAAUAUGUAAUCGUCAUAAAACUCCCAUGGAAAUUGGAAACGAUAAUUUAUUUUCAGUAGGAUGUAGAGUAGAAGCCAAAUCGAUCGGAUCACACAACAUCUUCGAAAGCAAAUGUAAAGUUUCAUCAGAUCUUACCAUCAGUGAUCAUUGUAUCAUAGGAGCCGGUUGUACAUUAGUUUCGGAACCGAGCGUCUCAAGUUUUGAAAAUGGGAUCUUAGAACCUAUGGUUUUACCCGAUUGGUCUGUGAUCUUUGGUGAACGAUCUGAACGAACUCAUUGGUCGGGUGAAGGAUCGGGUCAAGCUCGUGGAUUACAUGCUAAACAUUUGAUGUAUUUGUCUGAAACGUUACCUAAGUUUCAUAGAACUCGUAGUACUGCUUCAACUUUGAAUUCGAAAACUCCAAAAUGA